GUCAAGGCGAACGGAGGGCGAAUCGACAAACUGAAAGUUGCCGAUGACUUUGCACUGUUGGAUCCUUGCAAGGUCGAAGACCAGGUUUACGGUACCUCAUGCGGGACGAUGUUCUGUAAUGAAGCGCUCGGAGAGGAAUGUAUCGCUGGAAAAUUGUGUGGAUGCCCGAAGGGACAGAAGCGAAAGGAUGCACAGAGCCCUUGUCGCGUGGUGGAAUCCUUCAAUCUGCCGCUUUACGUCAUACGAGACGGUAAUAAUCCACUGAAAUAUACGCCAGGUCUUGCUAACCCGCGAGAUGACAGACAUAAGGAACUGGUUCGAGUCUGGAGUUGGUCAGAGCUACGACAAGACACCUCUCAAAACGGAUUCGUUUCUGUCGAAGUAAAUGACAUCGAGGAGCCGUCGCUGCGAAACGCG
This is a messenger RNA of Ostertagia ostertagi, 417 nucleotides long. The record is from the annotation of a GenBank genome assembly. Lineage: Eukaryota; Metazoa; Nematoda; Chromadorea; Rhabditida; Trichostrongylidae.